Molecule: messenger RNA, 3189 nt
Organism: Cucurbita maxima (winter squash)
Lineage: Eukaryota; Viridiplantae; Streptophyta; Magnoliopsida; Cucurbitales; Cucurbitaceae
Exons: 9
Coding region: 480-2705 (741 amino acids)
Molecular function (GO): protein binding
Source: RefSeq, a predicted model, not a curated record
AGAUUCUCCACAAACCAGCUUCAGCCUUCAGCAUCCGCACUCCAAUUAUUAUCACAGGCGGUCGCACCGAGGCGCUUUGCUUUUUUACUCCUUACCCUUUUGCUUUUCUAUAUUUUCCUCCUCUUCCCUCUUUUCCCUCCUCUUCCAGUUAACAUCGUCGCACUGUAUUCUUUGCCUCCGCAUCUGGUAACUCCUCCGGAGAGAAGAGUCCAAAAAGAGGAAGAGCCCCAGUUGGGUUUGACCCUAGUUCUGGGGUCACCCAGGUACUGAUUUCUUUUGGGUUCUGUUUUGUCGGAGAGUUGUGAUAGCGUUUACUGUUGUUGUGAUUCGGGUCUUUUGGGAGUUGGAGUCUAUGUAGAAUCUAAUUGGGAUUGUUGAGGGUGUGCAACGGUUCAAACGAUUGGUGUUUAUCUAUUGAGUUUUAGUCAGGAUGCCAUGAAUUUGAAGCGAAGGGGUGGGGUAAAGGGAGUGAAGAACCGAUGGAUUUGAUUUACUGCGAGGAGGAGAUUGAAAGAUUCUAUGAUACUCGUGAGGAGAUCUCCUCUGUUUCUGAUUGGGGAUCUGAUUGCUCUGAGAACUGUAGCACAAGUUUUGGGGAUGAUAGAGAUGUUCCUGAAAAUUUCGGAUAUGGCGGAUGGAUAAGAAACUUGGAAAGUGUUUAUGAACGCAGAAACAAAUUCUUCCAGUGGAUGAGUUUGGAUUUGGAUUUGGAGAAUUCUGAUAACAAAGAUGAAGAGGAAGGGGUUUCAUUUGGGAGGGGUUAUCGUGAUCGAAUAUUGGAAGAUUGUGGAACGGUAUUGCGACUUUCGGGUUCUGAAGGGGAGUUAUCUUCAAGUUUUACCAUGUCUUCCAUGUCGGAAGAAGCUCCAGAAUCAUCAGGAAAUGUUUCUGUGGAGGAAAGUUAUGGUUAUACUAUCAGGAAUUUGGACAAUGGGACUGAGUUUAUUGUGGAUUGUUUCAGUCAAGAUGGAAUGUUGAACAUGUUACGCGAAGUCGGUUCGAACCGAUCGUUCAGUUUUGAUGAAUUUGAGAGAAACAUUGGGCAGACUCCCUUGGUUCAGGAACUCUUCCGCAAAAAUGUGGAAAAGGCUAGGCCUAUAGUCAAUGUCAGGAAAGAGGUAAAGAAGGGUUGGCUGAGAAAAUUGGGUGCGGCGGCGUGUAUAGUUGACAACAGGGAGGGUGCAGUGAAGCAUGACAAUCUCAAUUCAUCGUCUAAGGCUGGGAUGCAACAAGUUCGUGUUCAUCCAUAUAAAAAGCAAGCCAAGGAUUUAUCAUCCCUUUUUGUGGGACAAGAAUUUGAAGCACAUAAAGGACCAAUUUCUACAAUGAAGUUCAGUUUUGAUGGAAGAUACUUGGCUACUGCAGGCGAAGAUCGUGUCGUGCGUGUAUGGCAGGUCAUUGAAGAUGUGAAAAUUGAUAAUUUCAACCUUCACAAUGUUGAUCCUUCCUCUAUGUACUUCACAACGAAUCAUUUGUCCAAGCUAGACCCCUUGGAUGUGAAAGAGACCGUAGGCAAGACAAAAUUGAAGAGAUCAUCAAGUACAGCCUGUGUAAUUUUUCCACCAAAUCUAUUUAGGAUAUUGGAGAAACCGUUGCACGAGUUCUCGGGACACAGCGGUGAGGUCUUGGAUCUAUCUUGGUCGAAGAAAGGGCUUCUGCUGUCGUCUUCUGUCGAUAAGACUGUACGUCUUUGGCAGCUGGGAUGCGACACGUGCAUAAGAGUUUACUGUCAUAAUAACUACGUAACCUGUGUAAGUUUCAACCCUCUAGAUGAAAAUCAUUUCAUAAGUGGCUCGAUAGAUGGUAAAGUUCGGAUCUGGGAAGUUCUUGCUUGUCAAGUCGUUGAUUAUAUCGAUACUCGUGAGAUAGUGAGUGCUGUCUGUUACAGACCGGAUGGAAAGGGAGGAAUCGUCGGGUCCAUGACUGGAAACUGUCGUUUCUAUAAUAUUAUAGAUAAUCGGUUGGAGCUCGAUGCUCAAAUAUGCUUAAAUGGCAAAAAGAAGUUGCCUGGGAAGAGAAUAAUUGGUUUUGAGUUUUCUCCUAGCGACCCGAGUAAACUAAUGGUCUGCUCUGUUGAUUCGCCGGUUCAUAUAAUUUCUGGGGGUGAUAUCAUUUGCAAGUUCAAGGGUCCUCGAAAUGGUGGAAACAAGAUGUCUGCUUCUUUUACCUCUGAUGGAAAGCAUAUUGUUUCAGCCAGUGAAGAAAACAUCUAUGUUUGGAACUACAAUUGUAAGGACAAAGCGUCUCGGAAAAAGAAAAUUUGGUCAUCUGAAAGUUUCUUUUCUCAUAAUGCGUCGAUAGCUAUACCUUGGUCUGGUGUGAAAAUCACACCCGAAUCCCCCCUGUCCCCAGCACGAGUUUGUGUUACAGCAGAAAGUAUCCCUGAAAUGGAGCCUAAGUAUCCAAAUGACGAUGGUGAUAGCGAACACAAGGUUCCAUCAUCGUCACCGGAUUGCUUCUCUCUAAGUCGCAAUCUUUUUCCCGAGUUGCUCAAAGGAACUGCAACUUGGCCAGCGGAGAAACUCCAUGAUUCCAGCUCAAUGGCACCUUCACCUUCCAUGUGCAAGACUGAGUUCAAGUUUUUGAAGAAUGCCUGCCAAAGCAUGCUUAGCUCUCCACACAUGUGGGGUCUUGUGAUUGUUACCGCUGGAUGGGAUGGACGAAUCCGAACAUUUCUCAACUAUGGUUUACCCGUUCGGUUAUGAAUCACUCGGUAUCUUCGCUUGCAUUUGCUAGGUUUGUGAGUAUCCUUAGAACAGCAUAUUAAGUCUACAGCAACCUGCCAAGUUAAGGGGGUUCAUGAAUUAUGAACCGCCCUCAAUGUAAUGUUCGAAUCACACUGACCCGUGUUGUUUCUAUGAUUUAGUCAACAUCCUUUGCAGGUCGUCGAGAUGUCGGAAUCCAUCUGGAAGGGAUGUCGUUAUAACAGGUUUAAUUAUCAUAUACAUGAUUCUUUUAUUUUUGAGACUGGGAGCCUGCUUUCAGGAAAUAGAAAGAAGAAAACAAAAAACAAAAAGAAAGAAAAAAGUAAAGGAAAUGGGUAUGUGCAAUAAUUAUUACAUUACAUUAUGUGUAUAAUAGAGGCAUCUAUCUGGUGGGUCUUUGCUUGUGCUGCCCCCCUAGAUAUGGAUAACUGUGUUCUUGUGUUUCCAUUCAAUGAAGGAAAUGUCCUUUCAUGUUUGAGCUGAA